Molecule: messenger RNA, 2816 nt
Organism: Anopheles aquasalis
Lineage: Eukaryota; Metazoa; Arthropoda; Insecta; Diptera; Culicidae
Gene: Pms2
Product: mismatch repair endonuclease PMS2
Biological process (GO): mismatch repair
Cellular component (GO): MutLalpha complex
Molecular function (GO): ATP hydrolysis activity; mismatched DNA binding; ATP binding
Source: RefSeq, a predicted model, not a curated record
CGCCUGAGAAACAUGCAAAGCGUGUCUUGAGCCAAAGAACCGGAUUUUGUUGUCUAAAACCUAAAACUGAGCCUGAAAAUGGCUGAGGACGGGACGGUCCUACCGGCUACGACUGUGGAAUCGAAGAAGAUAAACGCAAUCGACAAGGAAACGGUUCACAAAAUAUGCUCCGGCCAGGUGGUUCUGAAUUUAGCGAUCGCUGUGAAGGAACUGGUGGAGAAUUCGCUCGAUGCUGGCGCUACACUGAUCGAGGUGAAACUCCGCGAGCACGGUUCGGAGUUGGUCGAGGUCGCGGAUAACGGUAGUGGAGUGGAGGAGAAGAAUUUUGAAGGACUAACGGCCAAGUACCAUACGUCGAAGCUUAGGGAGUUCACUGACCUUGAAUCGAUCGAAACAUUCGGCUUCCGAGGUGAAGCGCUAAGUUCUCUCUGCGCCCUCUCGGAUAUGGUAAUAGUGACACGCCACAGUACGGCCAGUCACGCCACCAAACUUUCGUUGAAUCACGAAGGACACAUACAGCGCAAGGAACCAUGCGCCCGUCCCGUCGGUACGACCGUUACGCUUACCAACCUGUUCUCCACACUGCCCGUGCGCAAAAAGGAGUUUCAGCGGAACAUAAAGCGCGAGUUCUUGCGUAUGUGCCAGAUCCUGCAAGCCUACUGUCUGGUUUCGGUCGGGGUGCGCAUCAUUUGCACGAAUCACAGCACCAAAGGAGCCAAAUCGGUCAUCAUGAGUACGCCCGGAUCGCAACGCGUGCUCGAUAACGUUACGGCGCUCUUUGGACCACGCCAGACGGCCGAUCUCUUGGAGCUGAAGCCAGCAAUCGGAAGCAACGGGAAAAUCCAGGAUUUGGAAGAAAGCGAUUUCGAUGAUAGCCUGGCGCUCACACAGGAAGAGGUUGACAACUUUAAUCUCUCGCAGUACACGAUCGAGGGAUACAUCUCGAGCUGUGCGCACGGUGCUGGGCGUAGCAGCAAGGAUCGACAGUUUUACUUCGUCAACUCACGUCCCUGCGAACCCCGGCAGAUCAGCAAACUGAUCAACGAUGCAUACCAUCGCUACAAUGUUAGCCAGCAACCCUUCGUCUAUCUUAACCUGAAACUCGAUCGAUCGGAGGUGGACGUGAAUCUGACGCCCGACAAACGGAUGGUGCUGAUGAACAAGGAGAAAAUCAUCAUGCUCGCGAUUCGCAAAUCGAUCAAGAAGACGUUCGGCAAUGUGCCUUCCUCUUUCAAGGUGCAGAAUCUGAAUCUCAGCGAUUCGAGUCGUCUCAUGAAUCUAUCGCUACCGUCGGAUAAGGAGGGCGAUGAUGACGAAGAAGGGAACGAUCAUGAGAAGGGGAUCGAUAGUUGCAGUACAAGCGAAAUGCAGUUCACAUUCGAGAUACCGAAAGCAACCAGUUCCGGUACGGGAUUGAAGCGUAAACGAACAGGAACGUCUAAUGGUUUGCAGAAAAUAUUAAAUUUCACCACCUCCUCAUCGUCUUCUGCGAACGCCAAAGACUCUACUGAACAGGAUGAUUCGAUGUGCGAAGAGGAACAGCAGACACGAUCAGUGAAGAUGGUAAAGAGUGAGGAUAAUCCUUACGAUCUAACGAUUCUACGUCCGGAAGCUGGAGCUGAACGGCAAACCAAGGAUCAAUUUCAGCCAGCUGAAGAAGGUGAACGCGUCCGUGUGAUAAGAUGUACCCAAACAGAGCUUCCUGCUUCGCCAACGGAUGUGCUUCCUCCAUCGUCAGCAUUACCGGCGAGCGACGGAACCUCCUCACAGGAAUCCGUCUCCCAAAUGGUAUCAAAACUCAGCUGUACCGUGGAGCAAACGUCUUCGAGCGAAUCCAUUUCGCCAUUUAAUGCAUCCCCGAUUGAAGGAAUCGCAAUCAAAAAAGAAUCAACCGAAAUCAUCAACGGUGAAACGAUCGUAAUCGAUGAGGCCCCUUCCGAAGAGGAUGAGCAGGAUGAGUUACGCAGGCGCAACCAUCACCAGCUUCUGGUAUCGCUCGACAGCCUGGAACCACUGAUCGAGCGUGAAAAGAAGCUGCAGGCGGAAAAGAUAGCAAAACGGUGCUCACUGACGCGACUGCGGUUCAAGAGCAAAAUCAAUCCAACCAGCAACAAAGCGGCCGAGAACGAGCUACAGACGGAAAUAACGAAAGCUGAUUUCGGAGCGAUGGAAAUCGUGGGCCAGUUCAAUCUCGGCUUUAUCGUGUGUCGUCUCGGUGACGAUUUGUUCAUCGUCGAUCAGCAUGCCACGGAUGAGAAGUACAACUUUGAGGAUCUGCAGCGUACGACGGUACUGCAGAACCAGCGGCUCGUUGUACCACAACCACUCGAGCUGACUGCCGUGAACGAGAUGGUGCUAAUCGACAAUCUGGAUGUGUUCGAGAUGAAUGGCUUUAAAUUUGAGAUCGAUGGUGCCGCUGCGACGACUCGCAAAGUUCGACUCAUUGCAAAACCAUUCAGCCGGAACUGGGAGUUUGGCAAGGAGGAUAUCGAUGAGCUCAUCUUUAUGCUGCAGGAUGCACCGGGAACGGUGUGCCGGCCUUCGCGUGUACGGGCCAUGUUUGCAUCCCGGGCCUGCCGUAAAUCGGUCAUGAUCGGUACGGCGCUUUCGAUGCGCGAGAUGGAGCGUCUCGUGCGCCACAUGGGCGAGAUCGAGCAACCAUGGAACUGUCCACACGGACGACCCACGAUGAGACAUUUGGUGAACCUUGCGAUGAUCAAUCGUGUCACGGAACCAGAUACUUCAUGAGCAGAACCAGAUGACGCCGAACACAGUGUGCGAUCGUGUAAAUAAAGCCCAAAGAGCCAUUUUGCUUU